Closterium sp. NIES-67 is the source of this 2467-nucleotide messenger RNA. The record is from the annotation of a GenBank genome assembly. NCBI's taxonomy places the organism in Eukaryota, Viridiplantae, Streptophyta, Zygnematophyceae, Desmidiales, Closteriaceae.
CUAAUUCUCUGACGAAAUCAUUUAGGUCCUGAAAAAGGUCUAAACGGAAUCUGGCUUGCAAACUUCAAAGCAGUCUCUACGGCAGAACAUAUUCACAAGGUGAAUGAGUCACGUGCCGGCGAAUUCAAAACGACCGUCGACACUGAGUGACACUGUGAACGACAUGGCGGCUCUCCCUCAUACCCCUCGUAUAUCCAUCUCCUUGCAAUCGAAUGCCACUACAGCAGGAUGUGCGACUACCGAUGGUGGCGGGUCUAGCAGCAGUCCCAAUACAAUUGGCGGGUCUACUGAGAUCCCGAUUCCGAUUCGGAGCAGAGACAGCAGCAAAGACGCGCCUUUUCUUGUGAUUUCUCGUCGAGAGGCCCUCUUCUGUCUCCUUUCCCUCGCGAUGGCGCUCUCGCUGCUCCUUCUCGCAUCCGCAGUGCGACACGGCACGAUUUUACACCCCCCGGAUGAUUCGGUUCGCGAGCUCCGUGCGACGGGCCUGCGACAGCUCCUGGCCGCGCCGUACGACUACCACGACGACUCCGCUGCCGCCGCCGCCGCAGCUGCGGCUCUGCUAGUAGAGCAACCUCGAGGCGGCAGAGGGGAUUCCUCCACCGCAGCUCUACUGGUAGUAGAGAGAAGUGCCGCAGAACAACCUCAAGGCGGCGCCGGCAGUGACGACAUCAACUCGACGAAAGACUUCGGCCAGACUUCAAGUCGGGCGGAAUUGGAUCAUUCCACAGCAAACCCCGCGGCUAUUCCGCUCAAUUUUCCCGACGAGAACAAUGAUCGAGGCGGAGACGAUGACGCGCCCGCAAAGAUACUUACAAUGAUGGCGGCGGCUGCAAACGCCAGCCGCGUCCCGGGGUCGCCGCCGCAAGCUUCGGAGUCGGUCAAGGCCGGCCCAGUCGACUCAGAGUCUGAGUCGGAGUCUGCGACUGGUGGCACGACGAGGACAGGUCAGGAGGUCAGCGGCGGCGCCAGCAGCUCCGAUUCUGGAAAAGUUUCUACUGGCAGUAGUAUAAGUACGCCUGACGGUGACUCUGUGACUCACACCGUCCUUGGCACUGGCUGGCCUCUAAGUGAGGCUAAUCCGAAUCUUGGUGGCGGUGGCGGUGGAGGCGCGAGGGGCUGCAAGCGGCGUUCACGGACGGGUCACUGCGUGUCGAAUCUCUUCAGUCUCUAUGACGACGUGUACAGAUCGCUUUGGCCGAGCCGCGUGGAUCUCGUAAUCCGCAGCUACGUGUCCACCACCUUCUUCCUUCUGGAGAUGCUCUUCGCAAGCAUCGAGCAGAUGUGGCCACGUGGCAUCGGUGACGUCAUCCUCGUCCUUGAUGCCGACGAGCAAUUGGCUGAGGACCUCAUCCCCACGUGGGUCAAGGUCUACUAUGAGGAGAAUCCCCUGAACCUUCCUGGAAAGAUCCUGCAGCAGUGGAGCUACCUCUGGGCCGACAACUACACGACAGCGCCUUACGUGGCUCUAAUCGAUGAUGACGUCAUCUUUAACAUGAAAGUAACUCCCGGGUUACUGUUCAACCUGACGGAUGGCAAGCCAUACGUGAUUGGCAGCGCGCAGAAGCAGAUGAACCACUGGUUACCCUCCACGCAGUUUUUCGUUGGCAAGGACAAGUACUUUGCCAAUUUCAUGGUCCAGCUGCCGUUCGUGAUGCCGACACGUGUCCUGCCGAAAUUCAGGAACCACGUGGCGACAGUUCACAGGAGAAAGGGCGAGAGCUUCGACUCCGUUUUCAAGUGGUUCGCCCUCCAUGGACCCAAGUUCGAGAAGACCCAGAUCGCUCAUACGACUAUAGGGAAUUACAUGUGGGCGCACGCUCAUGAUGAGGUGCAUUGGGCUUUGGAGUGGACCGAUCACACGCCGAUUCCUCGCGUUGGCGUGCACCUUCCGUACUCGCAGCCAUUCCGUGUCGCCACCAACCACAAGGACAAUGCGCCACGAGUCAUCACAACGUACGUCCAGCUGGCGGCAUAUUACUCUCACGAGGGCGUGUGUCAUGCCCUGCCUGCUGGGGAGCUGCCGGGGUGUGAUGAUGUGAACAAGUUCCCCCAGCGGCAGAUUUGGCAGUACGCAAUGGAUUGGUAUGACUGGCCAGCUAUCAAGGAGAAGAGGGCUAAUGCGACUGUGGUGUAUGACCAGUACCAGAGUGAGAUGGCUUGCAUGUACUGGAGGGUGGCUCAGGCUGGUGGUGAGGGGGCAGCAAGCAUGCAGGGAACAUCUGUGCAGCUGAGGGGGGAUGCUCCUGCAGAGAGGAGGAGAAGAGAGCUUGUGGCGUCUCUUCAGGAUUGCAUCACCCCUCGGUCAUAGGUUAUGCAGCUGAGCUUGGUGGCUAUAUCCAGGUAAACGUGCGAGGGGUGCAGCUGAUACUGAUAUCUACGAUAGAUGUGUAUGGUAUAGGCUUGGUUUGUUGAGCAUGUUUACUGAUGUAAGUCUACUAGUGUUGGUUCAAGCUGAUUGUGCAAUAAG